Danaus chrysippus (African queen) is the source of this 1749-nucleotide messenger RNA. NCBI's taxonomy places the organism in Eukaryota, Metazoa, Arthropoda, Insecta, Lepidoptera, Nymphalidae. The record is from the annotation of a GenBank genome assembly.
AUGGCGAAUCCUAGAAAAUUUAGUGAAAAGAUUGCCCUUCACAAUCAAAAGCAGGCUGAGGAAACGGCCGCUUUUGAGAAAAUUAUGCGUGAAGUUUCCGACGCAACCAAUAAGGUGAACUCUAGCAAUCGCCGUUCGAAAAUGAAAGCACCGCCCGAACCGGAGGUUGUUGAACAAAUAGUCACAACACAAAGCUUGGGCACAUACAGGAGCGGUUCAUUGCCAAAUGUUGCUGCUCCUGAAGCCCCGCCAAGUCUGGAGACUACUAAGCCCGAAGAAACGACACUAGCCACUCAGUAUGGGCUCGGUAGAAGCGGGGGGACUUCGCCAACCCCUCGGUCGCCCGGUCGGGGUCGGGCAUCCUCGUCUGUGGGGCCGAUGAGACGGCCGGCUGACCGGAAACACGACACCAGCCCUUACGGAAGCACCGUAUAUUUAAGCCCGCCGCCGGACAGCAACUGGCGGCGGACUAACUCAGACUCCGCCCUCCACCAGUCGUGCGGCGAGCAGCAGACGGCCGCGCCGCCGCUGUCACCGCACCACCCUCUACACUCACACGCACACCCUCACCUGCACCCACACCAGAACCAUCGGAGAGCUGGCAACAUUAAUCUAGAUGUAUUGGCGACGUUAGGCAUGAGCCCAAAUAAUCGUCCGCGGUCGUCGUGUGAAAUACCUAGGAUACCUAACAAUAACAAUGUGUACGAGAGCGGUGUGGAUGCUAGCGGUGCGUUAUCCUGCGGCGAGCUGUCCGUGCCUGGCGGGUCACUGCCGGACCUCACGUCAGUGCAUUACCCGCCACCCCACUACCUCACGAGAGCUUCACCCGACUAUCAACCAAGAUAUAGCCCCACGUCCCCGGGCGCGGUGUCCCCCGGCGGUGGCAGCGUGUCCCCCGCUACAGGGGGCCUCUCCCCCCAGUCCGGCUCACCGGUAGGAGCCACAGUGCCGCUAGCGACGAUGCACGAACACCCUAUAUAUGAAACACAAAGUCACUUAUCUGUACCAAACACAAAUAAUUAUCUUCAUCAUAAUAAGAACAUGUCGCCGUUGAACCACAGUUGGAUGACGUCAAACUAUCAGUCACACUGUAGUCCGCCGUCACAAUAUUCAUCAACGUCAAAUAUAAAUAUACCCUCACCUACGAUGGUACACAGUCCCGGCAGUCCUGGCGAGUCACCUCAGACGGACUACACGAACCUCCACCAGGCGCUGUUACAGCCAUUUGAACAGAUUACCAUGCAAGGAGUUGAUUGGGCGCAGCUGGUGCAGAGUCUCGUGGAGUCGGGCUGGACCGCGCACGUCCACGUGCCGGAUAACCUCGACGCGCCGACAUCGAACUACAACACGACGUACAUCAACCAUAGCUCACACUCGCAACAGACGACGAACUCAACGCACACUUACACACAGUCAUCCCAGCCAUGUCACAGCGGCCACUCGUCCCCGUCGGUGGAGCCGCGUCGUGCGCGUGACCCGGUGGCGGGCGGCGCGUACCCCUUACAACCUCUGCAACCACUCGCCUCGCCUCAACAACCACCUACACCCGCCACGCCCGCAUCAAUACCGGACAUUAUACUCACAGAUUACUCGGGCGAGUUAGACCCGGGUAUAUUCGGCGGCGAGGAGGCUCAGCUGCGGGCCGGGUUAGACCUGGACGACCUCACGCUACUAGAGGAGCCUAGCUCGUUACUCCCGGAUUCGUCUGUAGAACACGAGUUCCGCCUCGACCGACUCGACCGCUUCUAG